Messenger RNA from Aspergillus clavatus NRRL 1, 690 nucleotides. It is a transcript of the gene pre3, whose product is annotated as proteasome core particle subunit beta 1. Gene Ontology annotation, molecular function: threonine-type endopeptidase activity. The record is from RefSeq and is a predicted model, not a curated record. Lineage: Eukaryota; Fungi; Ascomycota; Eurotiomycetes; Eurotiales; Aspergillaceae. The transcript is spliced from 4 exons. Gene Ontology annotation, cellular component: proteasome core complex. The coding region runs from base 1 to 690 and encodes 229 amino acids.
AUGGUCGGCCACGGCGUCACAGGGAUGCUUGGGGAAGAUGGAAUUCACAUUGACAUGAACCACCUGAAGAAAGGAGAGGUCAAUAUGGCGAUCAAUUUCAAGGACGGCGUCAUUCUGGGCGCAGACAGCCGGACAACCACCGGAGCCUACAUCGCCAACCGAGUCACCGAUAAACUCACACAAGUCCACGAUACCAUCUGGUGCUGCCGAUCAGGGUCUGCGGCGGAUACACAGGCUGUCGCUGACAUUGUCUCCUACCAUCUCAACAUGUACGGCAUCGUGAACAACGAGGCUCCUAGCACCCAGGUGGCCGCGGCUCUGUUCCAGGAGCUGUGCUAUGAAAACAAGGAUAUGCUGAGUGCCGGUAUUAUCAUCGCAGGAUACGACCCCCGACAUGGCGGUCAGGUCUACUCGAUACCCCUGGGCGGAUCCCUACAUAAGCAGUCCUAUGCGAUUGCCGGUUCCGGAUCAACUUACAUUUACGGCUACUGCGACGCCAACUGGAAGGAAAACAUGACAGAGGAAGAAGGGAUCGAUUUUGUGCGCGGUGCACUCCAGGAGGCGAUCAAGUGGGAUGGCAGCUCCGGGGGUGUGAUUCGAUUGGUGGUGCUGACGCGUCGGGGAGCCGAGAGACAUUUGUACCUGCCGGAUAAGGGCUACACUGGACCCGGUGUGACCAACCGGUCAUGA